Messenger RNA from Paramecium tetraurelia, 231 nucleotides. RefSeq lists its product as uncharacterized. The transcript has 2 exons. The record is from RefSeq and is a predicted model, not a curated record. NCBI's taxonomy places the organism in Eukaryota, Ciliophora, Oligohymenophorea, Peniculida, Parameciidae.
AUGAUAUUGUCCUUGAUAUUUUAUGCUUUGACUUCUUUGAAAGAUCCUGGCUAUCUUAUAAUCAGAAGUCCUAGCAAUACGGAUUGUUCAAAUUAAAUGACACAAAAACGCAAAAUAUUUUAAUUUUAAGCCUUGCCUUCCAAUGCUAGAACUUAUCCAAUUAUUGAAUAGCAAAACCCAAUAUAAGAAUAAAAAUCAGAAAACGAAUAGUAUUUAAUUUUAAAUAUUUGA